ACAUUGUUGGAUAAACACACGUCAAAGUGGGGUAGCGUGAAACUUCUAAUGAAUCAUGUGAAUUCAUUAAUAUCUUUGGAAUGUAUCGAUGACAUUGCUUUAUUUUUCGGCGUUUCGUAGUCUUGGCUGUUUACGUCAUUUGGAAAUUCAGUCGUAAUGAUAACUGAGAAAGGUCAAUGCUAUAAACCCGGUUUAUAUGUUCAGAUCUGUUAGGAACAAGGCUUGAAGAUGAGCUCUCAGAAAAGUUCUUCAGUCCCCACGGGGGAUAUUACACCCAUCCAGCAAAUGAUUGCGUCUUGCUCUGGGGCAAUUAUUACGUCACUGUUUGUAACACCUCUGGAUGUGGUGAAGAUCAGACUUCAGGCGCAAAAGAUUCCUUUUCCCAAAGGAAAGUGUUUUGUGUAUUGUAAUGGCCUUAUGGAUCAUAUAUGCGUCUGUGAGAAUGGCAAUUCAAAGGCAUGGUACAAAACACCUGGUCAUUUCACUGGCACUUUGGAUGCCUUUAUUAAGAUUAUACGUAUGGAAGGAAUCAGGUCUCUGUGGAGCGGCCUUCCUCCAACAUUAGUGAUGGCAGUGCCUGCAACUGUAAUAUAUUUCACAUCUUAUGAUCAGCUAUGUGCCAGUCUUAAGCUCAGGAUGGGAGACCAUUCAGUUUAUGCGCCGCUGUUGGCCGGCGCCAUCGCGAGAGUGGGCUCAGUCACAGUAAUCAGCCCCCUGGAGCUGAUCCGCACAAAGAUGCAGUCUGAGAAGCAGUCGUACCGGGAGCUGAGCGCCGUGAUCCGGUCAGCGCUGCACAACGAGGGGUGGCGGUCCAUGUGGAGGGGUUGGGGACCCACGCUGCUCCGAGAUGUCCCAUUCUCAGCGAUGUACUGGUUUAACUAUGAGAAGGGUAAAGCCUGGCUCUGUCAAUACUACAACUAUACACAUCCAACAUUUGCCAUCACAUUCACAGCUGGAGCACUGUCUGGAUCAUUUGCAUCGAUCGUCACACUGCCGUUCGAUGUGGCCAAGACAAAACGACAGGUAGAACUGGGUGAACUGCAGACAAUGAAAUUGUCCACGCAAGUUUCAUCCAGCACGUAUAAUGUGAUGAAAAGGAUAGUUGCUGAAAAUGGAGUAUCAGGACUAUUUGCUGGUUUUAUGCCGAGGCUGAUUAAAGUGGCUCCGGCGUGUGCUAUAAUGAUCAGCACUUAUGAGUUUGGAAAAGAAUUUUUCCGCAAAUACAACCAGCAGAAACAAAGCGUGACCCGACUGCAGCCCAACACGUGAUCUCACUUGGAAAACAACUAAUUAAGAACAACACUUUAUCAAUACCUUGCUGUGAAAUAAAUCAGUAUUUACAUUAUCUAGUAAAUAUUUAAAAGUAACAGAGCGUCUUCCACUUAGGUCAGAGUGAUUAAAAAAAAAAAAGUUUAAUAUUUGUAUUUUGAUUUUUUUUAAUUAGAGAAGAGGUGAAAAACAAACCCUUUCAAAUGAACAUGUUUUUUUUGUUUGUUUUUUUUGUUUUUUUAGCAAACUGACACCAAAUUUAUUCCCAUCAGACACAUCAGCCAUGAUAAUCCUUGUAAUUUUAUUCUACCUGAUUUGAUUUUAGACUUUUAAAUCGUGUUUUAAAUGUCUUAGUAGUGUUUGAGUCAUUUCUUUUUGAGGUUUGUGUUAAAUGAAGACAGUGUGUGCCAAAAAUUUAACUGAUGAGAGGGUUUGCAAUGAUCUGUACUUAAAUCAAUGAUUUUUAAUUGUUGAUUAAUAUAUUUCUUGACCCACUGCCUAAAAAGUGUGAAUAUUCACAGCUUUUAAAACAAUUGCACUAUAUGUCCUUUGCUUUUUAAGUGCUUCAAUAAAGAUUUAAAAUCUC
Labeo rohita (rohu) is the source of this 1855-nucleotide messenger RNA. RefSeq names its product solute carrier family 25 member 40 (gene slc25a40). The coding region runs from base 229 to 1269 and encodes 346 amino acids. Gene Ontology annotation, biological process: mitochondrial transmembrane transport. NCBI's taxonomy places the organism in Eukaryota, Metazoa, Chordata, Actinopteri, Cypriniformes, Cyprinidae. The record is from RefSeq and is a predicted model, not a curated record. The transcript has 11 exons.